AUGUCCGCUACCGUCACCGAAACCACCACUAACCCCGUCCCCGUCGUCGUAGCGGCCGACAACAACACCACCAGCAAAACUCACAUCGAAGAUGCCGCCAACGACAAGGACUUCCAGUCCGUCGCACGGGGAAACCGUGCCGGAACGCUCAAGCUACGAGGUAUUCCGACCUUUAGUGAUCCUGCUGCUAAGCGGCAGUGGAUGAAGGAGCAUAUGGCUGCUGCAUUCCGAUUCUUUGGCAAGAAAGGAUAUGGGGAGGGUGUGUCGGGGCAUAUUUCUAUGAGAGACCCUAUUCUAAAGGACCACUUCUGGAUGAACCCCUUCGCCAAGCACUUCUCCACCAUCAAGGCAUCGGAUCUCGUCCUUGUUGAUGCAGAGGGAUAUGUCACCGAGGGCGGUGCUCAGCUACCUAUCAACGAGGCCGGAUUCAUGAUCCACUCGGAGAUUCACAAGGCCCGGCCGGAUGUUAUUGCUGCGGCGCAUACGCAUUCAAUUUAUGGGAAGACGUGGAGUGCGUUUGGAAAGCCGAUUGAGAUGCUUACUCAGGAUGCAUGCAAUCUCUACGGAAAGGUCGGUGUCUAUGAAGACCACGGCGGCAUUGCCCUUGCGCAGGAGGAGGGAGAGCAGAUUGCCCGUGCCCUAGGCAAGGACAACAUUGCUUGCAUUUUGCAGAACCAUGGUCUUCUCACCGUGGGCCGAACUGUCGACGAGGCGGCCUUCCUCUACUUCUCCUUGGACAAUGCCUGCCACACACAGUUGCUGGCUGAAGCUGCGGCCGCGAAUGGUGUUCCGAAGAGAAUCAUCUCGAAUGAGGUAGCGAAGUAUACUGCUGAUGUUGCGCAGAAUCAUCACAACUUCUAUACCGAAUUCCAGCCCGAGUACGAGUUGAUCGUUGAAGAGACUAACGGAAGGGUCCUGCAAUAA
This is a messenger RNA of Aspergillus niger, 924 nucleotides long. RefSeq lists its product as uncharacterized. Bases 1 to 924 code for a protein of 307 amino acids. Gene Ontology annotation, molecular function: actin filament binding. Gene Ontology annotation, cellular component: cytoskeleton. The record is from RefSeq and is a predicted model, not a curated record. The transcript is spliced from 5 exons. Lineage: Eukaryota; Fungi; Ascomycota; Eurotiomycetes; Eurotiales; Aspergillaceae.